CCAGAAACACGGAAGCGGAAGUGCGAUAAGAAUGAUGGUGCACUAAGCUGUCAGUUACAUUUGUUUACAUCAGACUUUAUUUUCACUUACUGCUAAAAGCCACGUACUGGUUUAGAGUGGGGUAUUUCAGUCCAUCUGACUCAAGGAUAAAGAAGACGGGAGAAAUGAGGAGCUCUGGAGUUUUGUUUCUGCACGUUUUGCUGUUGAUUGUGCCUCACAUCAGCUGCUGGAAUGAUGAGGCUGUUUUACUGCGGGAUGUUCAGGUGCUCACCCUCCACAGAGGACGCUACACCACUGCACGACGCUCCAGUCCCGUUCCCCAGCUGCAGUGUGUCGGAGGAUCAGCUGGCUGCGGAGCAUUUGUUCCUGAGGUGGUCCAGUGUUACAACAGAGGAUCAGAUGGCAUAGACACACAGUGGGAAUGCAAGGCUGACAUGGACAACACAUACAGAUUCGGCCGUGUGGAAGUUUCCUGCGAGGGCUAUAACAGUCCCAAUGACGCGUAUGUGCUGAGAGGCUCAUGCGGUCUGGAGUACACGAUUGAGCUCACGGCAGAAGGGAAGCAGCAGAACACGCAUGGCUCCUGGGGCUCUUCUGGCUUCUCAGACUUCGCCUCGAACUUCUUCCAAGGCUUUUCCAAUCAAAAGCAGCAGAGAGGAGGCCACUAUCAGCAGUCUAACAGCCAUCAUUCCUAUCAGAACGGCCCGUCUGGUGAUGGGGCGGGUGGGCUUAUAGUAAUAGCUUUCCUUUUGCUGGUGGCAUAUGCUGUAUACAAGAUGUUUCUGUGCAAUCCCACUCACGGCCACCAAGGUUUUAGUGGAGAUGGAUCCCAGGGAUACAGUGGGACCUGGGAUAACAGCCAUGGCACGGAGCCGCCACCACCUGGAUUUAAACCAGAUUAUUACUCAGCAGACCAAUCCAGCUCAAGGCCCGGAUACGGCUUUUCUGAUGCAUACACCAGACCUCAGAGUGCUUUCACUGGUUUCCCUGGUGCAAACACUGGUGGACGUGGUGGGGGUGGAUUCUGGACUGGAAUGGGCACAGGUGGACUUCUGGGAUAUUUGUUUGGGAAUCAGAGACGCCAGCCACCCAUGGGCUUCGCAGGACCAUCUUACACCCACCAACCUUCUCCAGCACCAAAAACAAGCUCAGGAACACGGACGGCCUCAGGUUUUGGAGGAACUAAAAGAAGAUGAUUGAACAACCUCAGUUCUCAGAUUGGACGUGAUCAGCAGACAUAUUACAAGGAAUUGCAACUUCUUAUUCAUACUACUGUUCAGACUUUGCUAAACUAGAUGUAGCAUAGCAUUGCUUUGGUUUGUGGCUGUUCUUUUAAAACAACCUGCCUUCUUUCAUUAUGGGCUUCACAAUGGGUUCAGAAAACAACAACAUAUCCAAACUGAUCCUACUAUUUAUGAAGUGUUUAAUGCAAUUUCUUCUGAAAAGAAACUGUUAUUUAGAUGUUUUAAAUUCUAGAUAUCUUUAUUUUCUAUAUAAGUAUAUUUCUGUAAAUAUUUAAAGUCAACACUGAAUCAAAAUAGACCCUAUUUACUUUCUUAAUGCAAGUUCCUGGCCUUAUUCUGCAAUGAUUCGUCAAUAAUAUUCCAAAGAAAAAAUGUCUUUAUUAAAUUAUUUCUUAGGGGAAAAAAGCCAUCAAAUUCAGCUCUGGUUGUGUUCUGGUAUAAACAAUCCCAAUGAACAGGUUCUUGCAUAGUUUCUCAUUUCAUGCAGGAAUAUGAAAGUAAAAUUCCACAUAGAAUUUCAUGUUGGCUUUAUUAAUAAUGACGAAGAAAAGAUAAAAAUCUAAAUUGUGUAAAGUUUAUUUUCUUUUUGGUGAGUGUGGUGUAUUAGAGAUGAGGUGUUAUUGGACAUAUCUAAGAUAUACUGUGAUAAAGUUCCUAGGCCAUUGACUGUUGUGCAUGCAAACUCAUGUGUGCAUAAGGUGUCCAAUGGCUCAAUUACUCAUUGCUUUUUAUAUUAAAAUUCUGAUUUGUUAAAGCUCU
Molecule: messenger RNA, 2003 nt
Organism: Labeo rohita (rohu)
Lineage: Eukaryota; Metazoa; Chordata; Actinopteri; Cypriniformes; Cyprinidae
Gene: saraf
Product: store-operated calcium entry-associated regulatory factor
Exons: 6
Coding region: 165-1196 (343 amino acids)
Biological process (GO): regulation of store-operated calcium entry
Cellular component (GO): endoplasmic reticulum membrane
Source: RefSeq, a predicted model, not a curated record